This is a messenger RNA of Aspergillus bombycis, 1032 nucleotides long. RefSeq lists its product as uncharacterized. The coding region runs from base 1 to 1032 and encodes 343 amino acids. The record is from RefSeq and is a predicted model, not a curated record. NCBI's taxonomy places the organism in Eukaryota, Fungi, Ascomycota, Eurotiomycetes, Eurotiales, Aspergillaceae. The transcript has a single exon.
AUGACCGCCCCAAUUGGAGUACACCUGGUAGGAAGUAUUCCCCUUCCCGACACCGAGCAGGUUUUCAGGAAAAUUGCAGCAGCGCUGCCACAGCGCCUCUAUUCGAUCCCAGACGGCGAACCAGGCGUCCGGCAGAACUACAUCGGCUGGGAGCUACCCUGCUUUCCCAAGGAGACAUACCGCCCGUUCUUACCAGGUAGCAUCGAGUUAACCGCCGACCACCCCGACUUUACUCAGGAUUCCGUGGCGCCUUCUCAGUAUGAUGGCGCUGCACUCGAAUCCUAUAAGCGAUUCGUGCAACUACGCGACCAAGGCAUUCUCCCCCCGGGAGUACGAUUUCAAGUCUCCCUCCCAUCACCCUUAGCCUGUAUCCAGGGUCACUUGCGCCCCGAGUUUCAUGCCCAGCUCGAACCGUUCUAUGAGCGCCGUAUCCUUGACUCGCUCAACGCGAUUGUAGCCGGCAUCCCAGCUCACGAUCUCGCAAUCCAAUGGGAUUUACCCUUCGAAGUAAUUGAUCUGGAGUAUGAACGGGGUAGGUUCCCAGGCGACUUCCCCUUCAAGCCGCACUUUGCGCCCGUCAAACAGGGGGUAUUGGAUCGGAUUCAGCGUCUCUGCGCGGGCAUCCCGGGAGAUGUUCAUGUCGGCUUCCAUUUGUGCUACGGUGAUCUGGAAGGCAAACAUUUGAUUGAACCCGAGGAUCUGGCGUUGCUGGUGCAGUUCGCGAAUGACAUCGCAAAGACAAUCAGACCGCGCACGGUGAAUUGGGUCCAUAUGCCUGUGCCUAAGGACCGGGAUGACGUGGCGUACUUUGAGCCGUUGAAGGGAUUGGUGGUGGAUGAGGAUACGCGGCUGGUCUUGGGAUUGGUGCAUUUUGAUGACGAUGAGGGGACGAAACGUCGGAUUAAGGCUGCGCAGGAGGCCGCCGGGAAGAGGUUCAGCGUGGCGACUGAGUGUGGAAUGGGGAGAGUGCCGAAGGAACAGCUCGAUAGUAUCCUGAAGAUUUCGAAAGAGGUGACGGAGCCUAUUAACUAA